Messenger RNA from Schizophyllum commune H4-8, 165 nucleotides. RefSeq lists its product as uncharacterized. Lineage: Eukaryota; Fungi; Basidiomycota; Agaricomycetes; Agaricales; Schizophyllaceae. The annotation marks the transcript as partial. The transcript has a single exon. The record is from RefSeq and is a predicted model, not a curated record.
GAGACCGCCACCGACAAGCGCACCGUCUACCGCCGCAACGGACGAUCACCGAAAGGUGAUCGUGCGUGCAUGGAGCAACCAUUUGUCCGCGGUCAUCGCUUCACGACCACGGGCCUUCUCACAGUCGAUGGGAUGGUUGGAAGGAGAGUUGUUCAGGGUUCUAUG